UGCUCUCGUCCCAUUGGCGCAGGUGAUCCGUCUCAGGAUGCGAGAGGAGAGCGGAGGAGAGGGGAAGAGAGAGGGGAAAGCGCCGAUGGAAAAGUGUCCAGGGCUCGGUUAACAAGAAAACAGGAUACCGGCCCGCUUCAGUUUGUCCUGGGCCACUCGGCGAUGAGAGCCACACCGAAAGGGGCACUUUGAGAUAUGAUGAUUUAUUUCUGGUUGGCAAUAGUACUAUGAUUUGGUAUGUGGCCACUUUGAUAGCAAGUGUAUUCAGCACCCGAGGAACGGCCGCUCAAGGUGCCCACGGAGUGCGAGAAGAGCCCCAGUUUGUGACGGCACGUGCAGGAGAGAACGUCAUCCUGGGAUGCGACGUGUCCCACCCUCUGAACGGCCAGCCCUAUGUGGUGGAGUGGUUCAAGUAUGGAAUGCCCAUCCCCUUCUUCAUCAACUUUCGCUUCUACCCUCCUCAUGUGGACCCCGAAUAUGCAGGCCGAGCCAGUCUGCACGGCAAGUCCUCCCUGCGGAUAGAGAAUGUGCGUUCAGACGACCAGGGCUGGUAUGAGUGUAAGGUGCUGAUGCUGGAGCAGCAGUAUGACACCUUCCACAAUGGCAGCUGGGUGCAUCUAACUGUCAACGCCCCCCCCACGUUCACAGAUACACCACCUCAGUAUGUAGAGGCCAAGGAGGGGGGUAGCAUCACUUUGACCUGCACAGCCUUCGGCAACCCCAAACCCUCUGUCAGAUGGCUGCGGGAAGGCAGCCUCAUGGUCAGCAGUGCCAAGUAUAAGGUGUCUGAUGGGAGUCUGACGGUGCUAUCCAUCACCCGGGAGGACCGUGGGGCCUACACGUGUCGAGCCUUCAGUCCCCAGGGAGAGGCCAUUCACACCACAAGGCUGCUAGUACAAGGCCCUCCAUUCAUCGUAUCACCACCAGAGAACAUUACAGUGAACAUCUCGCAGGACGCCUUCUUCACCUGCCAGGCGGAGGCCUACCCUCGAAACCUGACCUACACCUGGUUCUGGGAGGAGGACAACGUCUUCUUCAAGAAUGACCUAAAGCGCAGAGUCAGUAUUCUUAUUGACGGUUCCCUCAUCAUUGCCCAAGUCAAGCCGGAGGAUGCUGGGAAAUACACCUGUGCUCCUAGCAACAGCCUGGGCCGACCACCGACUGCCUCUGCCUACCUAACAGUGCAAUAUCCUGCCCGUGUGGUAAACAUGCCAUCUGUCAUCUACGUGGCCAUUGGUCUGCCCGGCUUCAUCCGCUGUCCUGUAGAUGCCAAUCCCCCUGUUACUCUGGUUAAGUGGAAGAAAGAUGGCCUCCCUCUCCGGAUAGAUAAGUACCCUGGUUGGAGCCAAAUGGACGAUGGGAGCAUCCGUGUGGCAGAGGUGACGGAGGACUCUCUCGGCACCUAUACCUGCAUGCCUUACAAUGCCCUGGGUUCCAUGGGAUGGUCCCCUCCCGCUCCCCUGGUGCUAAAGGACCCUCCCAAAUUCUCAGUGGUUCCUGGAGGGGAGUACAGGCAGGAGGCUGGGAGAGAACUGGUUGUCCCCUGUGAGGCAGAGGGAGACCCCUUUCCCAACAUCACAUGGAGGAAGGUAGGGAAGCCCAGUAAAAGCAAGCACAAUGUUCUGCCCAGAGGCAGCUUACAGUUCAAGUCACUCACAAAGGAGGACCACGGGGAGUGGGAGUGUGUCGCCACCAACGUUGCCACGAGCAUCACUGCCAGCACGCACGUCCAAGUCAUAGGUACAAGCCCCCACGCCCCCACCAGCGUCCAUGUGGCGGCGUCUUCCACCUGGGCCAAUGUGUCCUGGGAGGCGGCCUAUGAUGGAGGUUUCCAACAGACAUUUUCAGUCUGGUAUGGCCAUGUGCUGAAGAGGGAGCAUUUAGGUCCACAUGACUGGCUUUCCAUACCUGUGCCUGGAGGCCAUGACUGGAUGGUGGUGCCCGGCUUGGAGCCAGAGACAACAUACCAGUUCAGUGUACUGGCCCAAAACAAGCUUGGCACAGGCCCCUUCAGCGAGGUUGUCACUGUGAACACACUAGUAUUUCCUAUAAGUACCCCUGAACCAUUGGUGCUGCUUACCCCACCACGGUGCCUCACAGCCAAUCGCACGCAGCAGGGAGUCCUGCUCACCUGGAUCCCGCCUGCCAAUCACACAGCACCUAUCCAGCAUUAUGUCAUGGAGUUUCGCCUAGGGGAACGAUGGGAGGUCUUGGACGACAGCAUUCCUUCUGGGGAGACGGAGUUGCUCGCCCGAGACCUCAUCCAGGAGGCGUGGUACGAAUUCCGUGUCAUGGCCGUCAUGGAUGAAAUGAUCAGUGAGCCUAGUAACGUAGUGGGAGUGUCCAGCACAGACGUCUUCCCUCCUCCAGAGAUGGUGGAGGAGCGUGGACUGGCACGACCUGUGGUGGCUGGCAUUGUGGCUACCAUCUGUUUCCUGGCAGCAGCUGUCCUGUUCAGCACGAUGGCUGCCUGCUUCGUCAACAAGCAGCGCCGACGGAAGCUUAAGAGGAAAAGAGACCCCCCUCUUUCGAUAACCCACUGCAGGAAAAGCAUGGAAACUCCGUCAUCUUCAGGAAAGGUGAGCCCAGAGAGCAUUCAUUCAAAGGCAUCUCCGUCAGAAUCAUCUGAAGAUAGUCAUGACCAGCGUGGAAAGAAACCACCCCCAAGUCCAGGGAAAAAAGAGGAAUUGUCUUUAUACAUGAAGACCAAAAGAGCAAUAACAAGCAAGAAGUACAGCAUGUCCAAGCAUGAAGCUGAAGCAACAACACCCAUUGAACUCAUCAGCCGAGGCCCAGAUGGACGCUUUGUCAUAGAUCCCACUGACACAGAAAUGUCUGUUAAGCCCCGUCGAAUCGAGGGCUUUCCUUUUGUGGAAGAAUCAGACCUCUAUCCUGAAUUCCGACAGUCGGACGAAGAGAAUGACGAUCCCAGACCUUUGCCUCCAGUUAUGGCCCCCCUUCGGCCUCACCAGAUUUCCCCCAUCUCAAGUCAAGAAUCCUACCUGCAACCUCCAGCCUACAGUCCUCGUUUCCAGAGGCCCUUUGAAGGUAUGACCAUCAUGGAGAGCAGUCGGCUCCAGGCCACAGGGCAGAUCCGAGGCUCACUCCACCACAGGGCUUUCUAUGGCUAUCUAGGCCACCCUGGGGACCAUGAUCCCCCACCUCCUUUUUACAUGCCUGAUACCAGUCCACUGAGCUCUGUCAUGUCCUCCCCUCCAUACCUUGCUGAAGGUCCUUUUGGUCACCCCAUGAUUCCUGAAGAAAUGGGGGAGGCUGAUUUCCCACAGUAUGCUGUCUCUGGUUUCCCACUUCCUCUGACACUCACCUCUUCCUCUCGUUCACCGGAGAUUUGGCAGGGACUGGAUUUUACCUUUGCAAGUCUGGAGGGGCCCCAAUUUAUUUUUCCACCACAUCACCCUUUACAUCUCCGCCACGACUCCCCCUAUCCUCCUCCACCUCAUGUUCUUCCCCUUAGUGCUUUCCAGCCCUCCUCCCUUCCAAUGCCCACUUACCCAGCUGUCCUGCCACUGGAGGCCCCAAAGAGCCACUCAAGCAAGUCUCCCAGCAAGGCAAAGCCUCAUGGCUCCCCAGCCAAGCAUUUAGCUAUGCAAGAGGCACAUUUAGGGCAGCUAAGACACACAAGCCACGGUAUGGGUGUGCCAGUUUUGCCUUUCACUGAUCCAAUGGCCCAUAUUGUCCCUAGCACAUUCAGUAGUCUGGACACACGAUGGUUUGAAACCCCCCCUCGUUUCAGUCCGAGACAGGCUCGUAGAAUGGAUUCUGGCAUGCAUCAGGUGGUUCUCCAGCCCUCUCGACUCUCACCCCUCACCCAAAGCCCCCUUAGUUCUCAUGAGGGCUCCCCAGACAUUGUAGUCCGUCCACGGCCACGUCCCAGCAUUGUCCAACCUCCCAUACCCCCAGAGAUGUCUGAGAUUACCCUCCUCCCUCCUUCCACAGCCAGCUUCUCAAGGAGAUCUUCCCCAUCCUCCUCACCUGCCCUAGGCCAGGGUAGCAGGAGAUCAAGUCCCAGCUACCGUUCCCACAUGGCCUUUGCCACCUCUGCAACCAGCUACCCAGCUUCCCAGUCCCCGUCACCCCCCAUGGAAAGCAGCAACAUUUUUGGGCAGAUGCCAUCUCAGAGGAGGACAGAGGAGGAGAUCCUUCCAUCUGAGCCCUCUCCACCCCAGUUGUCAGCUUCAGGAAAACGUCGAGGUGCGCCGAGUGCCCUUUCAGGGUCUGAGAGGAUUGAUGCACUGAGAUACCAACGUAUUAAAAAGGCCAAGAAGAUGACGAUGAACAACAAUAACUCCAAGACCAGAAAGAAAGCAGGUGUCUCCACCUCUCAGACCCAGCAGGCCUACACCUCUCAGGUACUCCAGCCCGAAGAAGCUCUCUACCUCCGCAAGAAGAAGAAACGGCCCAUCCUCCAUGACCCAUAUACUCGCUUUUCUGCUCUGCUGUACCGCCGAACACCCCGGGAGGACCAGAAGGCUAUUUUGGCCAGCAUGGACAACAUAGACCUAGACCAUGCCACCCUUCUCUAAAACAUGCAAUAUGCCCCCAUUCCAAAAUGACACUAGCUACACACCAGAUAGAAAAAAUAACACUCAAUUAAAGAUAUUUAUUAAGGGUAAUGGCACUAAAUUUCAGCAUUCACAUUUAUAGUGUAGCUACACCCUUGGUCAGUUCAAUCUGCAGUAGUAAGCAUUCUGCCAUGUUCAUGAGCUAAUCUGUGAUGACAAGAAAUGUUUUUAGAAGAAUCCAAAAUCAGAAAAACCCACAACAACUUUUUUUUCCAGUAAAAAAGUCCAGAUUAAUGUUUGUGUCUAAAAUCUGGUCCCAACAUACUGUCACCGUCAGUGAAUAGCAGCAGCGGUGAUUGGUAUGGCAUCACCGAGUCUUGGUUCUAAGGCUUUCCCUCUGAAAUGUUUUUUUAAAGUUAUUUUUCCAACUACUCAUUGGGAUGCCCAAAUGCACAACAACGAUCUGUGUAUGCUUAAAUCAAGUAGUAUUCCCUUUAAAAAAUGUAUUUAGACUUUUAGCAAUUCAAAUCAAAAUGAUAGCUGCCACAGUUUUGCAAAGUUUUACUCCAGUGCAAAAAGAUUAAUGCAAAAAGAGCCAAUACAUGAUUACCAGCUCCCACUUUUUUCUAAUAAAAAAAAACCCAGGUUUCCUACUCUAGUGUUCUACUCUAGUGCUUCUCCAGGCUUGGGUCAUGUUUCUUGUGCCGAGCCAAUCCCCCCCAUAAAAGCCCUGUGGGUCUCCGUUUACAGCACCUUCCACGGGAUCCUCUCCGCCAGCAACGUCUCUUAUCUGCCGAGAAACUCGCCUCACAAAUGUGGGUGUUCUCACUCCCUACCAAGUAUACCUCAGAGCACAGGACACGAGACCACACCACCACCAGGAUCAGCAGCAAAACAAACUAGCCUUUUUCAUCUCUGUAGUCAUUAUUGUACUUGCUUUUUUUAUAAUGAUAUGUUCUAGUUUUCCAUUCUAAUAUGUACUUCUUUAAUUUGUCUUUAAAUGAUAAUUCUGUCACAUAAGUGAAGAAAUUCACCGUCAGUCAUUUCCUCAUCUUUUCUGCUCUGUAAAUGAUCAGGACGAGAACCCUGAACUACUUUACUUGGCCUACAAAAUGAAUUAUUAAUUAACUUUCACUAAAUGUAAUUUCUUAUUGAAUGGAUGUCAUUCAGUAGUAAAUCACACAGGGUUUCACCAGGGGCUUACUGGGACAUUUGCAUUUCACACACUUGACACAAACCAUUAACAGGCACAAUGAACAGUGGUAAUAACUUUCAGUUAUUCUAUAUAAAGUAAUUUAAUUGCUCCAAUUAACCACUCUGCCUUUAGCUUAUCAUAACUCAUCAGUUUGCACUGGAGCAAAAUCUUGUCCAUUUCCUUUGUGUACAUCUCCUCCAGUUCUUCUACUUUAGGUAGUGUAGAGGGUUUAAAAUCCUAUUCAGAAAGAACAAUAGUUAUGCCAAAAACAAUUUAAAUUUAAAUUCAAUACAAUGAUGUGUAGUGGAGGAUAAGAUUUUGUGCCAUAGUAGGCUAUAUGAUAGUAUUUAUACAUAUUAGAAGGCAUAAAAAACAAUAUCUUUGUUUGGCCUUAAUGGAGCUUCUGGGUGGUUGCCUGCUUCGCUUGUGUCUAAUUUAUAUUUCUGUUUGAUUUUUUUAUUUGCAUGUUUGUGUGUGUGUGUGUAUGUAUGUACCUGCCUCUUUUGGUCAUUUUCUAUUCAUAGCCUUUUGUCUCUUUUGUCUUGUCAUAUGAAAUGGAAAUGCUGAGAGUACAGUCAUACCUAAAGAAAAUAGUAUGUGGCAUUGAAGGCAACACAAAGUGAGCCAAAAGUUUUAGUUGUUUACAUGUUUCUCAGUUUUACUUUGAAAAAUUCCAGUGAUUGAGAUGAUUAAAUCUGCCUGUCUAACUGACCUGGACAUGUGGAUACUAAUGAGCUAAAUUAAUUUUAUUGGAUAUGUAAAGGAAGUGCCAUAACAUCAGAAACUCACCUCUCAUAUUACACAUGCUGUAGCUCAGUCAUAUUUUAGAUUCAACAAAGAGUGAGUGUGUACUCCCAACAGCUCAAACUUUUGUUGCUGUUCAUUUAUUUAUUUUUCAGUUUUGCUGAAAAGGUGCUCAGUUUCUCUAGCAGAUAUAUUCACUUGUAGAUGUUGCGGUAACAUAUCUUGAGCUCCUAAUACAACAUCAAAGCAGUGUCCAUGUUCUGCUGAAUUGUGUUUGGAGUGGUAUUGCUCAGAGGUAUGUUAAGUGGUGAUGUGCAGAUUUUAUGUAUGUAUUUAUUUGUGUAAUGUUAUAUUGUGAUUUUGAGCAGAUUCUGACACAGCUGCAACUCCAACAUAGUCUUCUAAAUCAACCACAUUUUAAGUGAAUAAAUUCCAUUGCUUUAUUAAGAUAUUUCCACAAUAAAUUCUUGCAGAAAGAGCAGUGUCAAGGUUUCAGAAAUGCUGCUCUGACUUCUCUCAUUUUUUGGUUUUCAAAUUAAUGUGGAGUGAAAAGGCGAUGUUUUUUCAUGUACAUCUAUUUAAUAUAAAUAUUUAUAAGUCUCCUGAGAGCAAUGAUCAUACAUGAAUAGGCAAGCAAAAAUUAUUUUAAAGAGAAGUGUCUUAACUCACGACCAUAUCCAGUACACUGGGGAAAAAAGGUCCAUUUAUGCAUCAUACAGAUGCAGGUUGCUUUAGUUUAGUAAUUUUAUUAAAGAAGCUAGUGCCUUUAUUUAUGAUGGGAUUAUUAUGUGUACAAGUUUGUCUGCAACUACUGUAUCAAUAUGAUGAUUUAUUGUGGAAAUAACUUUGAAAUAAACGUAUUAUUACCAUGCAGAACUUCAGUGAAACCACAGUCUCCACUUCCAAAGAUAACAGAGUCAGCAUGAAUAAUUUCAGUGAGAAUGAAGUGGCAUGAAAAUGCACAUAGACCACGAAAAUCACUGAUCAUUGAUGGAUUCCCUACCACAACAAACAACAAAAACAUAUUAAUGAGAGCUACUGUCCACCUCUGUGAAUGUGGUGGUAAUUAAAGACUUCACAGACAAUACUUUUGUUAACCAAGAUAAAAGAGAAAGGAACUGCCAUGUGACCAAGAUUGUUUUUACGUUCUUUCUAAGGCUCUGACUGAUUGUAGUGACUGAAAUGUAUCAGUGAAGAAGUCAUCUCAUCAUAGGUGCUUGAGCAGUGGUGUCAAACAGAGGCUCUUCUCACAGCCUAAGGUGCUAAGGAAAUCAUAAAGUGAUGCUGUACUAAUGUUUGAUCCUUCCAUAUAAUUGAAUACAAAUGCCACUUUCAUUUUCACAACUGUUACUGUUGUAUUGUUGUAUUUUUGGAACUUUUUAUAUAAAGAAAUGAGAAAAGGCUGCUCUGCUGCCUUUGUUUAAAAUAAUCUGUGGUUAGAAGGUGCUUGUUGGAGUGGUGGUUGGAUUCAAAAUCGCACUGACAGAGAAACAAGGACCUCUUCUUCGAUAUUAUGGCAUAUUUAAAUAGAGAUAUUUUAAAAAACUGCAGACGCUCUGAUGCAUAAUGUUCUACAAAUCAAAUGUCUAAUUGUUGCUGUUAUAAUGUGUUAUCAUUGUUUUUAUGCCAUUUAUAGAAAGGUAUUUGUUACAUAGAAGAAGAAGAGUACCAUAGUUUCCUUUUAAAAUAACAUUUUGGUUUAUUGAAUGUUUCACUGCAGAUGUUCUGAUGUUUGUGUUGCUGUGUGUCCUCUUAGCAGAGCUCUGGAGAGAAUUCAUUGAAUGAAUGAAGGCACUAGGUUUGUUUUGUUGAAAAACUUCGGCAAUGUACUUUCUAGGCCUGCAUGAGCGAGGGGACUGAAGUCAUUGCAUAUAACAGUGUCUGAAAAGACAAGGCAAACACUAGGGACAGUGUGCUUGCCAUCAAUUAACAAUGAAUUCCCCAAUUAGGACUAUAAUGAUUUAGUCUUAAACAUUGCUAAGAAAUAAGCAAGAUAUUAAUGUUAGCUAAGUAUGGGAAUCUGACAUGCCCUAAUAUUGGCAGAGCAUUUCUAACAAAUUCUUACAAAACAAUCACUAUUUCCUAUCAAUAAUAUAAGGUUUAAGAAUGGAAUCAAUAUUAGUUAUCAGUCAUAGAAAAGUCCUGCAACUUCCUUUAAAACAUUUAAAUCAAGAAUUUAAAACAACGCUAAAUCUUUUAACAAUAAUGAUAGCGUGUAAUGUACAUACUGUACUGUACCAACAUAUUGUCCCAUUAUAUUGUUCUGUUGAUAAAUUAAUUCAUUGCAUACAUUGUAUCUGCUAAAUCAAAACUGCUGCAUACACUGAACAUAUUGUUCGAUGUUGUAAUUAUCCUAUAUUUUAAAGGAAACCAAAACACUGACAGAUGAAAUUUGUUGAUAUAAUUAGUCUGUUUAUUGUAAAAUGUAAAAUAAGAAAUUACAUAAUAAAUUAAAAUUGGUCAAUAAUAUGCAUGCAGCUACAGAAAUUAAUCUAAAAUAUAUUCACUUUUUUCAAUAUGGAAAAAGUUUUAUGUAGAUGCUGCUGUGACUGUUUGAGAGUGAAGUCAGAGAACUUAAAAAUAGUAAUGGAAAUAAAGAGCAUGAGCCUAUACAUCACCUCCAAAUUGCAUUGGAUUAACCACAUCCAAAAUGAUAAACUAACUCAACUAAAGCACUGAAAUGUGCAUUGCUCCAUACAUAGUGAAGGUUCAGUGGUAUGAUAUUGUUUUUAUAUGUUUUGAUUGAAACUUCAGUAGACCAACUUAGAGAAAACCCUGGAAAUUCAAAAGACAGCUCUUCAAACCAAUGGUGGUGGGAAAUUGUGUGACUGUGCAGUUAUUUCAUCACCAAGGGCUUUAAUGAGACUUAGUGAAGUAAAGAGUUUGGGAGCUGGAUGGGUGAGACAUCUUAAUAAGCCUGAGGGAGGUCCAAUCCUUCCAAAAAAGUACUGUAUACCUCUUAAUGUGCCACUGAGAAAUAUGUCCAUGUACAUAGUGUAUAGUAAAAGAUAUUACUUGCAUGGUAUAAACAUUUGAAUGCUACUGACAAAAAUGGGGGAUCAACACUGGGUAGCUGUUAUGUAUAAGAAAAGCGUGACAGUGAUCUGUUUAGUCCCGAAUUUUGAAGCAAAAGACAAUGAAACAUGCUGUCCUUAACUGAAAGUAGGUAGUAAGACUUUUAAAUGGACUACAAAAUACUGUGGUGCAUGGGUAAAAAACAAACAGUUCAGUAAAACAACCUAGUGUGCUGGCAGACACAAUCCUAAUGUUACUCUUGACAAAUAAUGCUGGUGUACUCUUGUUCUGGCUAAUAAGGAAACUUUUAGGUUCAAAUUUUCAAAUUCCACCCUUCAGGCAGUUUUGCCACAGUAGCGUUGAGAUGCAAUAAUAGCACAUGCCAUGAGGUUAGAUAAGUUCAGUGGAUUUGAAGCCGUUAAAACACCCAGAAUUGUUUGUAGAUAAUUUGGUAAUUAGGGCAGGUAGAUUUGCUCUUUACCACUUCUGUGAUGUCUAUCAAUUGAUAUUUUUUAUAGUACAUUAGUUGAACAUUACCUCACUAACUGUAGUCUGGAGUGAAAAGAAACAAGUCCAUUGUGAUGCUCUUUUUAUAAAAUGCAGUCUCUGAUUCACACAUGUACUGUAACUUUGUCACGAGCCCCUAAUAGUGCAACACAUUUUGAAAUAACAGUUAUAAUUUGCAGUUGAUGGUACAGUACAGGACUCAAAUCCAAAUAGCACAGAAUUAGUUAUGUUUGUGGCGUCUGAAGAAAAAACGAACUAUUUUUCUCAUUAAAAGACUAUUUGUAAAGAAAAUCUCAGUACUGUAUCACUCUUGACUCUCAAGCUGAGGAGAAACUAUAGUCUGGCUUCGGUGUCAUUUCGCUCUGGCUUUACAUAUUUUAAGAUGCAUAAAGAGAGACAUAUCGUAUUGUUGACUUUUAUCCCAUAUGCUAAGAAUAGAGAAUCUCUGGUGCUAACACAUGCCAGGCAAGUCAAAAGGUUUUGCUGCUUUUUUACUUAUUGGACCAUAUUUAGUUGCUCUUGAAAUGCAUUCAUUGCAGUUCACCCAACACCUAAAACUUUCAUAUCGUUUUCCUUAUAUAAAAAAAACAAACAAAAGAAAAUCAAGCAAAUUUGAGCCCAAAUUACAUUACAUCACAUUUAAAUUUAUUCAUUUGACAGACGCUUUUAUCCAAAGUGACUUACAUUUAAGGAAUAACAUACAAGCAUCAACACAGCAUCAAUACAGUAAACUAGCAAUUUAUAUGUGUUGUCAUAUAAAGUUUGAUCAUAUCAUUUGGAUUCCUGUAAAUAAUUAGACAUACUGGUAUUUUGACUCAUGGUCAGAAGUGACAUACUGCUCCCAAUAUUAUCUUAACAUUUUGGCCUUGAACUGCAGAUUCAUUCAAUGAUAUAGUGCAGUGUAACACAUCACAAAUGACUGCUCUGUCUUUCAAAUGAAACAGCUCAUAGGCCAGUAAAAUGUUGCAAUUAACUUCCUUUAUAAUAAAAGUAGAAGUCCAAGCAUAGGUUACAUAAUCAUAUUUUCACCUAUCAGACUUUAAAAGACUUUCAGUGGGUAUUUUCUUUAUUGUCAAGAACAUUGUUUAAAAGAAUAAUGGAUAUUAUAGUAAAUACCUCCUCCAGGAACUAUAGGCAGAAUCACAGGCAAAAUGCUUGCUAAACCGAAACAAUUGCUAAUUACAGAAAUAUUAUCUCUUACUGACAGGAAAGAGUCAUUGAGAUAGAUAACUUCUUCUAAAUUAAACUUUAAACAAAGCAAAGCUAAUAUAGCUAAGCUCAUUUAAUAUGAGUCUGUGUGUAAUGCAAAACACUGCAGAUACUUGCCAUCAGUGUAUCGAUAAAACAACUUUUGUCCAGUCUCGAGUGAACAAAAAGGCAUUACAGAUUUCAAAUUUGAAAAAAAAAAAAGUUUCUUUACACCGUGUAAAUAAUAUCUCAAGUAAGCAUACCUUGUCUUAUAUAUUUUUUUGUAGAAGAAAAUAUGAUGCACUUCAACUAUAUUGAAGACUGAGUGGGAACCGUGUAGUGUAGGGUCUGCUUCAGUGACACAUUAUAACAUGAUGUAACAGACCAAUGUCUACAGUAUAUGUGAGUGAUGGAAAUCUUCUAAAUGCUAGAAAUUAGUUUAAGAAUUUGAUAUUAUAGAGCCAGGAAAUAUAGAGACAGUAUAUCGUCAUGGAACCAAAAUGGUUAUAUGAGUAUAUAUUUGCAGACAGUACUUGUUCAAGAAUGUAAGAAUAUAUUCUAUUAUUUUUAUAUCAAUGUGUUGCUUUAUACUGUAGCAAUGCAGAAUCUUACACAAAGAAGAUAAAUAUGACGUCCGUCUGAGGUUUUCAGUUGUGUACAAAACAAAAGAGAAUGGUGCACCAAAAUGGCUGUCACUGUACUGUAUAUCUCACUGUCUAUUACUCAGAGACUCUCAGAGAAAGAUACAGCAAACUAGUUAUUAUAGCAACGUUCAUUGGUGUGAAUAGCAAAUGUAAUUGUUAAAUUAUUUGUGGGCCAUCAUCGCUUAUCAUUUGUUCUUUUGAGGACAGUGAUUUAGCUCCUCGCUAGUUUUUUCUUUUUGGUUGAUUACCCAGCUGGCUUCUGCAGUCACGCAUUCAUCUUUUUGAAAUAUUUUUUGGCAUGAAAGAAUGGAAUCAUUAGUGCUCUCUUGCAAUCUGUAUCACUGCAGAGCACAUAAAUAUAAAUGUAUAAUCAUCUAAUUCAAAAACUGUGCAGAUAGAAAUGUUUCACAGUGUGUAUUUACAGUAUGUAUGUAACGGACACAGUGCUUCAUGAUGCUGCUUUGAACUGACAUAAGGGGAUCCAAAAUGUUUGCUUUUGGUUAUAAACACAAGCAUGUGCAAGUUAACACGAUGAACGCUCAAAAGGGGAGGUUGAGCAUUGCAGCAGCUGCUAAAAGUUACUCCAGACAUUGGAAACAUUGAAUUCAGUGCUGUACAUUGCCAAAAACACGCCAUAUACAUUCUGACAACUGGUGCUAUUUAAAAAACAUCUGUGGUGCUUUUUUAAGUUAGUUAUUUCCUUGCUUCAGACAAAAUGUAGCUACACAAUCCUGUACUGUACUGUAGGUUGCUGUUUGGCCAGUAAGUCAUCAUUUUACCUGGUUGGGUCAUGUGUGUAGAUGGUUUUCUUUGGCUGCUGUUGUUUCAGGGAAUAUGCAGAUCAGAUAGGACUAACAUUUUGAGUGGCAAAUUUUAAAGCAAGGAAAUUUAAUAGGACAUUCAUUUGAAUACACGUGUCAUAAUGAUUUUCUUGAGAUUGAGUUUACAAUUUUCUUGUUAAUUUUGGUCUGAACUUCACAGUGCUUCAAAGUCUAAUGUAUUGGUGGUUGCAAAUAGUAUCCACACAUUGUGUUUGGUGCUGAGUGAACAGAUAUGCUCACCAUGACUUUUUAUACGGUAUUCAUCUUAAACAUUCAAAUCCCUCUAUUGUCUUUCUAUCAGGUCAAGUAAACAUAUUAACUCCCCCUACAGGUACCCUUUUAUUGUACAGUGUAGACAACAUCAACAUGGUGUGACAGGAGGAGGUGAAAUUAAGACUUCCACUCACCUUUAAGUCAAUAGAACUGGUUCUUCAGCAACAGACCCCAAAACCCUCAUUAGAUAAAGGUUGUUGCUUACAAGGGACCUGUAGUGUUACUAUGUUUGAAAGACCAGACUAGAGAAAGCAUCAGAAUAUUGUCUUAUAAAGAUGCUGUUUAAAACUAGUUUAAAAAGUUUGCUGCGAACACUCAACUCAACUUUUUGGAGCCUCUAUACAUGCAAACUUGUACAAGUUUUCAAGUACAAGUUACAUGAAGCUGAUUAUCUCUUUUCUUUUGAUUUAAUCACAAAAUGCAAUACAAGUGGAAGAAGAACAAACUGAACUCAUUGUCUCCUCUUAAUUGUUCGGUCUUCCUGAGAUGCGUAGAACUGGUUUGAGUUACUGUUCUUUGUUAUCAUGACCUUCUGAAAAACAAGAACGUGUGAGUGUGUUCAAUCUUAGUUACAGGCGUAGACAACUCAGUACCUCAAAAUGUCUCUUCAUGGAAAUCUCUAGUCCAGAAAUGUAACUACAGUUACGACAGUUUUUUAUGUUCACCAUUUCUGACAAGUCAGUGCUCAUUAUGCUUUUUAUAUUUGUUGGCACAAACACUAAAAAGAAUGUAUGGCUAUUGUAAUUCCUGCUCACCCCCACUCUUCCUAAAAAUUGAAGCUUUUAAAGCAACUAAAUUGAACUGUCAGUUUUUUGUAUUUCAAAUGUCUUGGUAUGCUUGUUGUAGUUGUAUAUUCAUAAUGGUGUAUAUUACAUCAGUUUUUAUUUAUUAAAAUGUUUAAAUUUUC
Micropterus salmoides (largemouth bass) is the source of this 13817-nucleotide messenger RNA. RefSeq names its product protein turtle homolog B-like. The record is from RefSeq and is a predicted model, not a curated record. NCBI's taxonomy places the organism in Eukaryota, Metazoa, Chordata, Actinopteri, Centrarchiformes, Centrarchidae. Gene Ontology annotation, molecular function: protein binding. Bases 228 to 4544 code for a protein of 1438 amino acids. Gene Ontology annotation, cellular component: neuron projection. The transcript has 20 exons.